AUGUCAGAACGCGGUCAAUUCAGAGGCGGCAACAGAGGCGGAAACCGAGGAGGAAAUCGCGGUGGAAGAGGAGGUGGUCGCGGUGGCGCCAACAACAACAACCAAUCGCACAACAACAACGAUGCAGAGACACCGCGCCCUAAGAAGGAGAACAUUCUCGAUUUGAACAAGUACAUGGACAAGGAGAUUCAGGUCAAGUUUAGUGGAGGUAGAGAGGGUGAGUUCUUGCCCUCCCCGGAACACAUCCAAUGGAAGAAAGCAUGA
This is a messenger RNA of Aureobasidium vineae, 264 nucleotides long. The record is from the annotation of a GenBank genome assembly. Lineage: Eukaryota; Fungi; Ascomycota; Dothideomycetes; Dothideales; Saccotheciaceae.